AUGGGGCUCUCCGUGAAUCCGGGGAGUGUUUGUACUCCGAGUGAAAGGCCCGCACACUCCGACUAUUCAUGUCCCUUCCUUGCGGGUGAUGCGCACCGGGACCGGGCAAAGCGCAGUGAACAUUUUUUUAAAUGUUCACUUAUAUUACAUUGCUCUCAACCUGCAGGUGUGGGCUGCAUAAAUCAACUGGGAGGGUUCUUUGUGAAUGGUCGCCCUUUGCCCACAUGUAAGCGAGAGAGGAUCAUAGAAAUGGCAAUAAAUGGCAUCAAGGCGUGUGAUAUCUCCAGGAUUUUACAGGUCUCCAAUGGUUGUGUGAGUAAGAUCUUGGGCCGAUUCUACCAGACGGGCUCUGUGGAUCCAAAAGCAAUUGGUGGAAGUAAACCACGGCUGUCAACCCCAGAGGUUGUGGCAAAGAUUGCUCAGCUUAAGUUGAAUAAUCCAUCAAUGUUUGCCUGGGAAAUCCGUGGAAAGCUGCUGUCAGAGGGAAUCUGCACCAGGGACAAAAUUCCUAGUGUUUCAUCUAUUAAUCGAGUUCUGCGCAACCUGCAUUCUGACCUGCAAUUCUCUACAUCUGAGAACUCAAGAAGAGGGAAAUGGACAGAAGAUUAUGGAGAGCACGGAAUAAAUCAAGCUCCAAAUAUCUUGGUAUCUGAUCCUGCCAAGGAUGUUCAGCCAAAUUGUCAGCAAAAGAAUCGAACUGUUUUCACACAAGAACAAGCUGAAGUGUUGGAGAAAGAAUUCAGAAGAACACAAUAUCCAGAUGUAUUUGUGCGAGAGAAGUUGGCAUCAAAAAUAUCUCUUCCAGAGGCUAGAAUCCGGGUCUGGUUUUCUAACCGACGAGCAAAAUGGAGACGAGAGGAGAAGGUGAAAAUCAAACCUGGCUUUCUAAAUAAUACCUCCUGCAGUUUGGAGCUAAACCCACUCCAAGCCUCAACUCAUGGUUUCCCAACUUUUCACCCAUCAACAAUGACUGACAGUCUGUCUCGCCAGCCUUACCAGCCUCCACCCAUACACCCAAUUCGCCCUCUCCUGGUUGCUGAGACCCUAAAGCCACAAAGGUAUCUGGCAGCAGAAGCACAACUCUACCCAAACAACACUACGGAGAUGUGGAAGGAACACGGCUUUGAUCUGUAUAGGGCGCUGGAAUCAUCACCAUGCCUGGGUUCUACACCAACAUGUUGCUCAGAUGUUUCUAACGGACAGACUCACACUGGGAUUCCACUUUCUAUUUUGGAUCAUACUCCAUUGGUUACUUCUUCUGGCAACACAACAUCACUACCAGUUCCUGGCACAGAUAAGCCAUCACUUCCUCUUCCUGCCAGAGAAUGUGCAUGCUUUUCUGUUCCAAUAGGAACUCAUGCUUCCAGUGCCAUAAUGGACAAUAUUACAGUGUCAUUUCCUGUUUCUAAUGCUGGCUGUCUGCUGGACAAUCCACAGCGGUAUUUUAAUAUCUUGAAUUACAAUCCUUUAUAGUAGCAAUUCCUCUUCUCCCACUAUUUAUUCCCUUUGUAAUUCUAGAGCUGCAACUUGGCAACAGCACUUGUGGAUGUUGAGUUAGUGAGAUUGCCACAGGUUGAUAAUGACAAGUUCUUCUGACUGUCGAAAGAUCAAAUCAGCCUCUCCUUUCUAUUUUCCUUUCUGUUGUUAUGACGUGACUAGGCUCUGAAGACAACAGCAACAUUUGUCUGUUGAUUACGUUCAUCCUUUCCUUUGAUUGUCCAAAAUGACAAAAGUCCUCAUCCACAAUUCAAACAUUUUCAUUUAUAAUUGUAAUAAAAGCUAAAGAAAGACUUCAAAUCCAAAGACUGUGCAGUGUCAUACUCCUCUGGUUUAGAAGUUGAUUGGAGCCUACAAAUUAUUGCCAAAGAAUUAUAUUCCCAUAGCUUUUUCCUGGUUUGAUCAUCACUGUGGAUGAACUAUGAGAAGAAAAUUACAUGCAAAACUGUGUGUAAAAACAAUGCUAUCCCAAACAUCACAAGACAAUGAGCAGCAUUUGAAGUUAAGUGUAAAGUACAGAUAUGGAACAAAACCCAAACGUGUUCAGAAGGCAGAUACAGAAUGCAGAGCACAAAUCUUCAUUGAACAUGUUCAGUAUCUGGUGAAAUGUUUCCAGUAGCUGCUUGGCUGAUGGAAGAACUGACAAACAAGAGGCUUUCUACAAGGACAAUAAAAUGAGAUUGAUCCCACUGAAUGAAUGACUCCAGUAACAAUCAAUGCUGAUCUGUUAUUUGAACUUGUGAGAGUACAAGAGAACAUUGUUUCAAAGUAGGAAUCAUUGCGGGCACACUACGAUGCCUUUGUUCUUAAAGCUUUUGCUGUAACUGGAUACUGGUCAGGAGCAAGGACUCUGGGCAAUUUCCCACAUCAAAGGGAACCUGAUGAUGUUGACUAAUCUGCAACAAGAAUGAAGAUCCCUAACUUAUCACAGACCAAACAUCAAAUCUCUCUGGUCUAUAUGGUCUGAACAGAGUGUUUACCUACCGAGCAAUUGGGUGGCUUUAUCUACCAGGGCCUGUUUUGUUUUGGAAUUUACUGUAGUAUAUGAUUCUGUUCACGAAUAUCCUCCAGGAAGAGAUAUCUGUUGUCCUUCCUGAUCUGAUCUCUAUGUAACUCCAGACCCACGCCAAUGUUGUUGGUUCUAACUACCCUCUAAAAUGGCUCCACAAGCUGCUCAAUUACAUGAUAUCACAGUUUCAAAAUACAAUAAUAAAACCAGAGGGACUCUCCGGCAACAACAUGGGCAUCAGUUUUGGCAAAAUAAACACACCCAGCCAGUCAAUCCCGCAAAAGCUCCUUGUGAACUCUGGGGAGAUGACAAGAUUGUUUCACUGACGAGUGAAGCAGAAGCUUCAUAAAGGCAGCUUUUCAACCAUUUGCCUCCUGUCUCUCCAAAGCUAACAUAGCCACCACAAGGUCUUUGUCAGGAAUGUGAUACAAUAAUCCCCACUUCCAUGGAUAAGUGUAGCACUAACAACACUUCAA
This is a messenger RNA of Pristis pectinata (smalltooth sawfish), 2982 nucleotides long. RefSeq names its product paired box protein Pax-6-like. NCBI's taxonomy places the organism in Eukaryota, Metazoa, Chordata, Chondrichthyes, Rhinopristiformes, Pristidae. The transcript is spliced from 10 exons. The record is from RefSeq and is a predicted model, not a curated record. Bases 1 to 1473 code for a protein of 490 amino acids. Gene Ontology annotation, molecular function: DNA-binding transcription factor activity, RNA polymerase II-specific; RNA polymerase II cis-regulatory region sequence-specific DNA binding. Gene Ontology annotation, biological process: regulation of transcription by RNA polymerase II; anatomical structure development.